AUGCAUGAUUAUUCAUUGUUCUACAAGAAGAAUGGGACAUCCUUGGUUUAUGUAGCGGUAUAUGUUGAUGAUGUGAUACUCACAGGAAUAGAUCUUGAAGAAAUAAAGCUUUUGAAGAAGUUUUUACAUGAUAGCUUUAAGAUCAAAGAUCUAGGGAGGCUUCAGUAUUUCCUUGGCCUUGAAAUUCUUUAUAAGGAUGAUGGGGCCAUCAUUUCCCAAAGAAAAUUUGUCAUUGACCUUUUGAAAGAGUAUAAUUGUCUCAGCCGUAGUUCCUUAUCAUCACCCCUUGAUCCAAAUGUGAAGUUAAAAGCAAAGGAAGGUGCUCCCUUGUCAGAUCCCAGCUGUUAUAGAAAGUUGGUUGGAAAAUUGAAUUUUCUGACUAAUACAAGAUUAGACAUUGCUUUUAGUGUUCAACAUCUAAGCCAGUUCAUGCAAGAUCCAAGGGAACCACACUUGAAGGCAGCAUAUCACCUGUUGAGGUACUUGAAAGCUGACCCUAGCCUAGGAGUCUUCUUCUCCAAGAAUGUUGAUUAUACAGUGAGAGCAUACUGUGAUUCUGAUUGGGGUGAUGGUUGA
Messenger RNA from Nicotiana attenuata, 576 nucleotides. RefSeq lists its product as uncharacterized. The transcript has a single exon. Lineage: Eukaryota; Viridiplantae; Streptophyta; Magnoliopsida; Solanales; Solanaceae. The record is from RefSeq and is a predicted model, not a curated record. Bases 1 to 576 code for a protein of 191 amino acids.